CUGAAAUAAAAUUUUAGUGCAGGCCUAUUUUUAACGAACGUUACACCGAAUCGAAAAGUUAGCAGAAGAUGGCACCGACACCAAAAAACCUGAAUUUCUGGGAGGAAACAAGCCCAUUAGACGAUGCAAUGGGCGAGAAAGUCGUCAUAUCUGGCAUGGCGGGUCUCUACCCAGAGUCUCACAGCGUGAAGGACUUAUCAGAUAUUCUGUAUAACAAGAUCAACCCGGUCAACAAUAAAAAUUCCCGGUGGAAUUAUGACCAUCCCGAAGUGGCACAGUACACCGGCAAAGUCCCCGGACUUAAACUGUUUGACGCGCAGUUUUUCAAAGUCCACUACCGUCUCAGCAACAACAUGGAUCCCAUGGCUCGCAAGAUGCUGGAGCAAUCGUACCAGGCUAUUUACGACGCUGGAAUCUGUCCGGAGGAACUCUCUGGGAAGAAAAUCGGUGUCUAUGUAGGAAGUUGUUUUUCUGAAAGUGAAAAGGCUUGUUUCUAUGCCGCAGGGUCUAGAUCAGGUUUCGGUAUUGCAGGGUGUAGUAAAUCGAUGUUCGCGAACCGCAUCUCUUACUGGUUAAACGCUAAGGGCCCUUCUAUGAACAUUGACGAGGGUUGCUGCAGUUCCACUCAAGCCUUGGAGCAAGCUUACCUGGCCAUCAAGCGCGGCGAGUGUGAGGCUGCCGUCGUCGGAGGGUCUAACCUUUGCUUGCAUCCUCAAUCGUCUAUCCACUAUGGAAGAAUCGUGAAGUUGAGCAUGGAUGGUAAAACCAAAUCGUUUGAUACUGAAGCCAAUGGGUGUGUAAAAUCUGAAGCAAUCAACGUAAUAUUUCUUCAAAAAGCUAAAAAUGCUCUAAGGAUUUACGCUGAAGUUGUACAUGUUAAAUCUACAUUUACAUCAAUUCUACAAGAUGAAACCAAAGAUCCGAAAUAUGGUUUCUAUAGGGUUCCUGAAAACAUGGCAAAUUUUAUAAGUACUUUCUACGAAGAAGCAAAUUUAUCGCCACAAGCUGUUGAGUAUGUGGAAGCCUUUGGAUCAGCCACGCCGGAGGCUGAUAAAGCAGAACUCGAGGCCUUACAACAAGUGUAUUGCAGUACUAGCAGAACAAAACCACUUUUGGUGGGCAGUGUUACGUCAAAUAUAGGUUAUGGAGAAGCUGCAUCUGGGAUAUCUGCUAUUACAAAGGUUCUUUUGGGGUAUCAUUAUGGAAAGCUGGCAGGAAAUUUAAAUUGUAACUCGCCAAGAAACGAUGUAGCCGCUUUACAAGAUGGUCGUAUGCGCAUUCUUACUGAUCAUGAGAGUUUUGGAAGAUCUUACGCAGCUGUAAAUGGCCUAUCAAUAUCAGGGAUAAAUGCACAUGUUCUUUUAAAUGGUCAUUAUAAACCUAAGGACCCUAUGCGUUAUAAGACAAAUAUUCCGCAUUUAGUUGCUGUAUCUGCAAGACAGGAAACUUCCGUAAAUAAAAUACUUGAGGAUUUGAAAUCUCGUCCUGUUGAUCCUGAGGAAAUAGCGCUACUGCACAAUAUUCAUAAAAAUAGAAUAUCUGGACAUUUAGGAAGAGGAUUUAUACUCCUUGGCACAAAUGAAAAUAAUGAAACCAUUUGUCUAAACGAACGAUUCAACUACUUUGAUGACGCUAAGCGACCGCUGUGGUUCGUAUACAGCGGCAUGGGCUCCCAGUGGGCUGGCAUGGGAGCACAACUUAUGAGGAUUCCCAUAUUUGCCGCUGCUAUUGAAAAGUGUCGCCGCGUCUUGGAACCGAAAGGAGUGGACAUUGUGCAUAUAAUCACAUCUCCUGACAAAACCAUAUUUGAUAACAUCCUCAAUUCUUUCGUUGGAAUUGCUGCUGUUCAAAUUGGACUCACAGAUGUAUUGCGGGCGUUAGAUAUUGUUCCUGAUAAAAUUAUUGGUCACAGUGUUGGUGAGCUGGGCUGCGCGUACGCAGACGGCUGCUUCACAGCCGAGGAGAUGAUCCUGUCUGCGUACUGUCGCGGGCUGGUCUCUGUGCAGACUCCCUUUAUUCGUGGCUCAAUGGCUGCUGUAGGGGUUGGGUUCGAACAGAUAUCUAAAAUGUGUCCACCUGAGAUUGAAGUAGCGUGCCACAAUGGCCCUGACUCCAGCACAAUAUCUGGUCCCGCUGAUAUCAUGAAGGAAUUCGUGGCUCAACUUACUGCGAAGGAAAUAUUUGCCAAGGAAGUGCCAUGCUCGAACAUUGCAUAUCAUUCUCGAUAUAUCGCUGAGGCAGGUCCAGGAUUGCUCAAAUAUUUGAGUGAAGUUAUCACAUCGCCCAAAGUCCGCAGUGAGCGCUGGGUUUCUACGUCAGUACCACAAGAGAAAUGGAAUGACCCUAUAGCAAAAUAUUCAUCGGCGGCAUAUCACACAAAUAACUUACUUAAUUCAGUUCUUUUUGAGGAGACAUCGAGGCUCAUCCCAUCAAAUGCUGUGGUGGUAGAAAUCGCUCCUCAUGGUCUUUUACAAGCUAUUCUUAAGCGCUCUCUGCCUGAAUCUUGCAAACAUGUGCCACUAACGAGACGUGGUCACACCGAUAAUGCUCAGUUCUUAUUGGAAGCUAUUGGAAACCUCUAUAUGGAAGGAUUCAACCCGCAAGUGCAAGCCCUGUACCCGAAAGUUGAGUUUCCAGUUUCAACUGGAACACCAAUGCUGUCACAUUUUAUGGAAUGGGCGCAUCAUGAAGCAUGGGUUGUACCUUUGUACAUAACAGCAAACAGAAAAACUGCAGCUUCAUGCACUCACGUGUUGUCUAUCCAUGAUGACAGUCAUAGUUAUUUAAAGGGUCACGUCAUAAGAGAAAUAAACUCAUACCCUUUCGCUGCAACGUUAGUAGCAGUUUGGGAUACAUUAAGUAUGGUAUUGGGAGCUCCUAAGAAACAACUCUCAGUCCAGUUUCGUGAUGUUUACCUUCAUUCACAGCCUGUGCUGCAGGAUCAAAAUCAGUUGCGUCUAAAUGUUACUAUUCAUAGAGGAAGGGGCUAUUUUGAGGUUAUGAACGACAAUAUUAAAGUUGCAACUGGUUAUAUUGUCAAUGAAGUAAACAAGGAUAUACCAGCGAAAGAAGAAUCGAAAUUGGUCGAUGAAUUGGAACUUAAAUCAGAAGAUAUUUACGAAUUAUUUAGGGCUAGAGACUAUAGUUACACGGAUGAUUUCCGUAGUAUUUAUAAUGCCAAUCUAUCUCUUACGAAAGCUCAUCUUAUGUGGCAAAAUAAUUGGGUGACGCUUAUUGAUGGAAUGAUCCAAUUAAAUGCACUUGGGCGUCUUCAUGAAAGCGUUUCGCAACCUAAUUUUAUACGACGAAUUGUAAUUGACGUUAAAAAGCAUACAAGAAAACAAUUAAUAGCGCCCGAUGGUGUUAAUGUACUACUAUCAGCUGAACGGUGUGAAGUCAUGGAUACUACCAGAUGUGGAGCUGUCUUAAUUGAAAACAUCAAAUUCCACGAUCUCCCAUCAAUAAACAAAGGACAGAUUGCUUUAAAAACGCUAAAGUUUGUACCCCACUUCACUACCGAUAAUAUCGAUGUAAAAUCUGCUUUAUACGUGUUUCUGCAAAUAGUAGCAGAAAAUUUAAAUAAACGUACAAUCAAUAUUGCAAAUAUCGUAGAAUACAAAGGUCAAGCAAAGAUUGAAAACAUUCAAGAAAUCAUUCAUGAUAUACCUGACAUAAAAAUAAACUUGUUAGAAAUUUGCCGGCAUGAUUUAAUAAAACAAUCUGAUAAUUAUUUUGAUGACAUAGACACAUUCAUAGUAACCAAUUUAGCUGGUGAUGAUAAUAUGUGCAAAGUUUUACACCGCGUACUCAGUCAAGAUACUUUACUGAUCAAUAAAGAGGAGGAGUAUACAAAUUUAUCUACAAUUCGCCCUUCUUUAUUAUACCGUCCUGUUUGUGGCCACACUAAUGGUUCUUCACGCCUAGAAUUGGUUUCAUGGCGACCUUCAGACGUCAGUAGUGGUACUAGUGCUGUCACUAUGUUUUCACAAGCUGACCUCAAGACACUAACUGCACAAGUAUCCUCACUUCCUCAGAACCACAGACUCGUAAUAUUGACUUCGUAUCCAGCUUUUAGUGGAUUAAAAGAUACCAUAAAAGAGUUGAGAAAUAAAGAUGGUCGUAAAAUUAAUCUCGUGAUUAUCAACCACAAAUUAUUCGACGAACAAAAUCUGAAUCAAUUGCCGUUUACAGAUUUAGCAGUCAAUAUUUUGGACCACGGUAUUUGGGGUGGCGAAUAUUAUAUACCGAUUCAACAAAAUAAUGCUAAAGGCAAAGAUAUAGCGCUAGAAAUGACACGGCUGGGUGAUAUUAACUCCAUGCAAUGGAUAGAAGUCACAAAAUCUAAUUAUCAAGGGAUUCCAGUAAAGGUACAUUACGCAGGGAUAAACGAUGAUUACGUAAAGAAGGUACUUAGACUGGCUGCAAGUGAAAAUAAGGAAAAUAUGAAACUUAUUGAAUAUGACUUCAGUGGUAUUACAAAUAGAAAGGAGCGUGUGAUGGGGAUUGUGCAAGAAAAGUCAAUCAAUGCUAGUAUCCAAGCAAAGCCUGAGCUGUUGUGGCCUAUUCCCGGACAUUGGACUCUGGAAGACGCCGCUACUGUUCCUCUAGCUUAUUGUCUGGCGUUCUACUGUCUUUUCUUCAAAAGUAGGUUCUACCGAGGCAACAGUAUCCUCGUGCAUGACGGCGCAGGAGCUUUGGGUCAAGCGAUCAUAUCUAUUGCGCUUGCACACGACUGUGACGUUUAUACUACAGUGAGCGAUGUUAAGAAAAAACUGUUUUUACUCAAGCUGUUCCCGAAACUUAAAGAGGACCAAAUCGGUUUUUAUCAGGAUAACAGUUUUAGAGAUAUGACUCUCAAUGGUACAAAUGGAGAAGGUUGUGAUAUUGUUAUAACCUCGUUAAAAGGAGACCUACGAAAUGAUUCAAUCAGGAGUUGUAAAAAAUUUGGAUGCAUUGUUGAUACAUCACUUGUAAAUGACAAUGAAGAUUAUAUCUUUGGAAUGUUCCAUCUGUCUAGAGCUAUCGCUUACAGUACUCAACAAUUCUCCUCACUAUUCGAACCAGAAAACUUAAAAGAUUUAAAGAAAUUACAAAUGAUGGUGAGCGAAGGCAUCGCCCGCGGCUACGUGCGACCGCUCUCUCGCGUGGUGUAUGCGGCGACGGAGGCUCCACGUGCUCUGCGACUUCAGGCAAGCAGCAGGCAUGUUGGACGGGUGCUGUUGCAUUUAGAAGAAGAUAUAUCCUGCAUACAGCACAAAAUAAGCUGCUCAUCUGACCGACUGCAGUUGCUGUUGUCAGAGAGCGAAGUGUUAGGAAUGCAGUUAGCCGAAAGAUUAAUAAGCCGAGGAGCUAGAAAAAUAUUAUUGCAUUGCUCUAACAAGUCAAAUAGCCUUUUGUUUAAAGCCAGGGCCUGGGAAGAAAUAGGAGUUCAGUGUACAGUGUCAUAUGGAAAGUCGUGGAAUGAAAAUGUUUUUAAUUUAAUGAACAGCAAGCCACAGGAAAACGUCGAAGGAAUAUAUUGUGUUUUCAAUUCUAAUGCACAAAUUAAAAACAACAAUAAAUGUUUAGAAAAUUUAACUCUAGCCAUACGAAGACUUAAUUGGCCCAUAAAAUAUUUCGCAGUAAUUGAUACCAGGGAAGAAGUUACCGAUAUGAUAAAAAUAACCAAACCUCACGAUCAAUUUAUAACAAUCAAAUUGCCACCCUUAAAAGUCGACAACAAUAUAGAACAUUUUUCAGUCAGCCAUGCUAUUGAUGCUAUAGAGAAAGCUAUAUGUUACAAACAACCCGUUAUAGCUGCGCAUCGUACACACAACCCUUUUAGCAACUUGUUGCAAGAGUUGGCUAAUUUAGCUGAUUUCUCAAUACCUGAUGGCACAACGCAUGAUGUAACACUAGAAGAUCUGGGAAUGGAUUCGUCAAAAUCUGAAAUUGUUAAAGCCUAUUUACGGGAUGUUCACAAUAUUUUACUUGACGAGAAUAAAGUACCCUUGUUAACUGUAAAAAAAAUAUUGGAAUUAGCAGGGAAUAUAAAAAAAGAUGUGUUUUAUGAAACGGAAGGCUUGGAAACAUUCUUCUCUAACGUUGAUCCAGAUGAGCUCUCAGCUACAACGGAGAUAGUAUUUUUACCGACACUAAGUAGAAACUUUGCUACAAGAGACGAUGAAUUUCACAUAAACGAAUCGUACCUUUGCAUAAUACCGGGUGUAGAAGGGCUACACGUGCGAUUCCACGAACUAUGCGAGAGACUCAAGAUACCUGCACUGGUAUUGCAGCCAGGCGUUGACAAACCUCAUGAGACUAUAAAGGAAAUAGCUCAAAGAUAUGCUCAGAUUCUAUUAAAAAAGAUUCAAGUGAAGAAGACCUUCUAUCUUCUUGGAUAUGAAAGUGGAAUUUUGAUAGCCAUGGAAAUGGCAGCGAUUCUCGAAGAUAAUGGUCUAACUGGCACAGUGUUCUGCAUCGGUGGUGCACCAGAAAAUGUUCUGGAAACAUUUGAUGACAAAUUAGCAAGAUUUGAAACUGAAGAAUCUUUGCAAGUGGCUGUAGCAAAUCACAUGUUUAAAGUGAUAGUUAAAGAUGAUAAUCCUGAGAAUUUGGAGAACGAACUGAGGAACAUCUCUGCGUGGAAAGAGAAAGUAUCGUUCUGUGUGCAGAAGCUUCUGGGUCGUAUCGAUCAUUCUAUUCAGUAUGCGAAGGAAUACAUUGAAGCGGCGUACGCAAGACUGGUACAAGUGCGACAAUAUCAUUCAGAGCCACGUUCUCUUCGCAGUUUUCUGGUAUCUAUUCGACCUUGGUCAUCUGCGAAUAUGUCUAACAGCGCAAAGUCUCUGUGUUUACAAAGACAUUCGCAACAAAAAGUCGUCGAGUACGAGUUGCGAGCUCCUUUGGCGCAUGCGGCGCAAGACAUGCGAUGCGCUGCUAUUGUGAAUCGCCAUCUAGGCAACGACAUUUUAGAGGAAUUCGAUACGAAGAACUUGUGCGAAUCUUAUAUUAUAAAUCCUGAUUCUUUCCUUUCUUCAGGUGACACUAUGUUGGAGUGAUUUUUGAGAGGAAUGUUUAUUUAUGUGUGUUUAUAAUAAAAAUAUA
Molecule: messenger RNA, 7086 nt
Organism: Bicyclus anynana (squinting bush brown)
Lineage: Eukaryota; Metazoa; Arthropoda; Insecta; Lepidoptera; Nymphalidae
Product: fatty acid synthase
Exons: 39
Coding region: 69-7040 (2323 amino acids)
Biological process (GO): fatty acid biosynthetic process
Molecular function (GO): fatty acid synthase activity; oxidoreductase activity
Source: RefSeq, a predicted model, not a curated record